This is a messenger RNA of Phytophthora nicotianae INRA-310, 2941 nucleotides long. RefSeq lists its product as hypothetical. The coding region runs from base 1 to 2877 and encodes 958 amino acids. The transcript has 2 exons. NCBI's taxonomy places the organism in Eukaryota, Oomycota, Peronosporomycetes, Peronosporales, Peronosporaceae. The record is from RefSeq and is a predicted model, not a curated record.
AUGACAGACGGCUUUCUACCGCCUGGUCUUCAGUCACAAGAGUUUCCUAGUACGGUAUUUGAUAUAUGUUUCGCAGAGACAAACUUGAGAGCUUUGUCGGAUGAUCUUGACGUGAAGUGGCCUGUGUGUUCGAUCUUCAUUGAAAAUAUUUUACUGACUGCUGUACCACCUUCACUUUUGCGUCUACAACUGCUAACACUUUCGUUAUCGGGCAAUCCAAUUCAGACUGUUCCGAGAGAGCUCUUCGAAAAAGGUUAUACUCACGACACAAGACUGAGUCGCACAUUAGUGCGUGAGCUGCCGCAAAAUGUAUCGUUUGUGCUAAAUUAUGCUACUCAGCUGGUGAUCAUGAACACUAGUAUUUCAUUCUUUUGGUCGUGGAUAGAUCCUCUGGCUGAACUUGCACUGGAGAUAUCGUCAAGUACUAUACUUGCUGGUGGGUCCACGUAUUGUCUCGAUCUCGAAAAGAUCUUGAGUGGUACCGCCUCAAUGUUUUCUGAGCCUUUUCAGCCCGGACACUCGACGCUGUUAAUGAAUGCCUCUGAGGCGAACUGGGACAUAUUGCGUCAAGUGGUCGACUGCACAACUACAACAGUGGCUGAUCACUCGAUGUCCAAUCUUGCCUACUGGGACGGUUUAUUCGCUCUUGGCGCUUCAUAUUUGACUAGUACCAGAAUAGCCAAAACAACAAACGCAAGGCAUGGAAUGGAUUACCCCACGCUGUUCAGCUCGGCUUCCUCGUAUGAAUAUGUGACGCUCUCGUAUUGCAGCUUCGUGUUCUGGUGGCUCGUCAUUUUCUUGAUUCACUUCGUGACAUGUGCGUACAACGCUGGGUUCGCCAAGUUCUACUGGGAUUAUGACGCAUCGUUUCUAAGCUAUUCGCUUGAAGCCUACGCGAUCGGAAUGCCUCGAGAGGACUUUCUCACGAUCGCCUACGUUCACAUUGCUUUGGCUUCAGCACAUGGGGUUUGCGUACUACACUUGAUCCUCUGUUUGCUAUCGCAGCGGACAGUAUCAUUUACUUUAGAAUCCAAAGCUUUGUGCAAGUGCUUCCCAAAGAAAAACGCUGGACAAGUGGGACAGGACCGAGUUGACAGCAUUGUCAGUCGAAGCUUUACACGGGUAUACAUGAAUUUAGCCCAUCGCGAGGGAUUUUUUGGUGUCAAUGGUAAACAUUUCCACCGUAUCCACAUUUUCCGAGAAAUUCUUGAGACCGCACUCCAGACGAUUCAAGCGAUUCGAAUGAGCAAAUACCUUCCGCAUCCACAGCUCAAUCACUUCUACGUGGGGUUACUUGUGGUUAAUUGCUGGUCAUCUGUAUUGAUUCAUUCGCGAUGGUUCUGGCAUGGAGAAGCGCACCGUCGCUUUGCGUUGGUAGUUUGUGACUGUGCGCUGGAUAUGAUGUCUACUGUUGGUGUUUCAGCGAUGAUUGCUCUGCGGUACGCGGAUCAAUACAAUGUUGCGUUAGCAGGAUUCAACUUUGAUGAUCUUAGUGAUGAUAAUUGGGUUGCACAAAUGCUAAAUGAGGCUCAGAUGGUAUUAGUAGUGUCAUGGUCAGACAUGGCAAUGCGCGUCAUCUUCUCACUUGGAAUUAUCAUGACCACUACAAACAUGAAAGAGUUACUACGCCGAAAGCCUAACAGGAAAAAUCGGCUUGUGCCGGCUGACGGUCAUAAUGCCCACAUUCAACUCUCGUACGAAGCUCAUACGCUUUUGUCACCUUUGCCCGAGAACAAUGACGUGAACUGGAAUUCUCGUAUUCAGAUGCAGAAUCCUCAUGCCAAGAAAAAAGUAGUGUGUUCCCCGCCUAGAUUAACACCUUCCCACGGUAUUAACCUGUUAUUUGCAUUUUGGGGUUUCGUGGUGCUGGCGUUGCACAUUUACGCUAUCACCCAAAUCCCGUUAAUGGAGUGUGUGCCUAAAGUCCAUCCGAUGGCUGGUGUUCUACCGUCUUGUUUUGUCGUGGAUUUUAAUUGCCAUAAACUGAGUAUAUCUGGUCAACACGACGAAGUACUCACUGAGUGGAAGAAAUUUGAUCACAGAACGGCUGUAAAGCUCAUCGUUCUGCAUUGUCCUGCUUUUGAAGUACCUACUAGCUUUUCCGACUUCAUUCUGCUACAAGAAAUUAGAGUGUACAACACGACUAUUGAUAAUUGGGGGGACGAUGUUGCUAUCACGAACACUUACCAUCCAAGGCUGACGAUGCUAUCACUGGUGCGCACAAAAAUGAAGGAUGGCAUUCUUCCUGUGGGUCUUCAGUCUAUAGAUUUCCCAGCAAAUCUUUACUAUAUAAACUUUUGCGAGACAAAUCUUGCGAGUGUACCAGACGAUAUUGAUGCCAAGUGGCAUGUCGGAUCCAGUGUUUACGUGGAGAAUAGCAAGCUCACUGCUGUACCGCAAGCGUUAAUUCGCUUGCAACCAUUCUUCCUGGUGUUAGGGGGGAAUCCCAUAACAGAGAUCCCACCUGAACUCUUCGAGAUAUAUGGCAUGCUUUACCUCAUUUUAGCUCACACAAACAUUAGUGAACUACCACGAACUAUUUCAAAUCCAUCCAUGAAUACUCCGUUUAUUGAUGUGAGGAACACAGCAGUCUCAUACUUUUGGUCAUGGAUCGACCCACUUGUCGAAAUGAUGCUCGAGGUGUCACCAAUGAUACUAGCAAGUGGUUCGACGUAUUGUAACGACCUCGAUAGAAUUCGUAACGGGGAAUCAGCAACAUUCACUGCCCCGCUUCAAGCAGACUCCUCAUCGAUACUGAUGAAUUCUUCCGAGGCGAAUUGGGACCGGCUCAUCAAAGCUGUUGACUGUUCAUCACCUCUGUAUGAUACCAUGUUUGAUCUAUUGGGCUGGGAUGGAAUGUAUCGUAUCACCGUAUAGUGGCAAAAUCUCCGUAAGAUAUCAUUCUAAAGCUAGAUAAAAUUUUGAUGUUCUCUCGUCUUGC